Messenger RNA from Cercocebus atys (sooty mangabey), 6216 nucleotides. RefSeq names its product thioredoxin-related transmembrane protein 4 (gene TMX4). Bases 261 to 1310 code for a protein of 349 amino acids. Lineage: Eukaryota; Metazoa; Chordata; Mammalia; Primates; Cercopithecidae. The transcript is spliced from 8 exons. The record is from RefSeq and is a predicted model, not a curated record.
GGUUGCUGAGGUAACCAACACCCCAGGCAACUGCAAGUGGAGGCGGGAGGGGGCGUGGCCUCGACGGGCAAGCGACGAUAAGAGGUGGCGUCCGCCGCGGCGUUGCGAGCACCGCCUGUCUGCGCUGCCGGGCGUAGGCGGGGUGGCCCCUGCGUCUCCCGCCUCCUUGAAAAACCCGGGCGGGCGGGCGAGCGAGGCUGUGGGCCGGGCCGCUGCGUUUCCCCACACUCCCGGCCGAGGAGCCUCGCUCGGCGCCCAACAUGGCGGGUGGGCGCUGCGGCCCGCAGCUAACGGCGCUGCUGGCUGCCUGGGUCGCGGCUGUGGCGGCGACGGCAGGCCCCGAGCAGGCCGCGUUGCCGGCGGAGCAGAGCCGGGUCCAGCCCAUGACCGCCUCCAACUGGACGCUGGUGAUGGAGGGCGAGUGGAUGCUGAAAUUUUAUGCCCCAUGGUGUCCAUCCUGCCAGCAGACUGAUUCAGAAUGGGAGACUUUUGCAAAGAAUGGUGAAAUGCUUCAGAUCAGUGUGGGGAAGGUAGAUGUCAUUCAAGAACCAGGUUUGAGUGGCCGCUUCUUUGUCACCACUCUCCCAGCAUUUUUUCAUGCAAAGGAUGGGAUAUUCCGCCGUUAUCGUGGCCCAGGAAUCUUCGAAGACCUGCAGAAUUAUAUCUUAGAGAAGAAAUGGCAAUCAGUUGAGCCUCUGACCGGCUGGAAAUCCCCAGCUUCUCUAACGAUGUCUGGAAUGGCUGGUCUUUUUAGCAUCUCUGGCAAGAUAUGGCAUCUUCACAACUAUUUCACAGUGACCCUUGGAAUUCCUGCUUGGUGUUCUUAUGUCUUUUUCGUCAUAGCCACCUUGGUUUUUGGCCUUUUUAUGGGUCUGGUCUUGGUGGUAAUAUCAGAAUGUUUCUAUGUGCCACUUCCAAGGCAUUUAUCUGAGCGUUCUGAGCAGAAUGGGAGGUCAGAGGAGGCUCAUAGGGCUGAACAGUUGCAGGAUGCAGAGGAGGAAAAAGAUGAUUCAAAUGAAGAAGAAAACAAAGACAGCCUUGUAGAUGAUGAAGAAGAGAAAGAAGAUCUUGGCGACGAGGAUGAAGCAGAGGAAGAAGAGGAGGAUGACAACCUGGCUGCUGGUGUGGAUGAGGAGAGAAGUGAGGCCAAUGACCAGGGGCCCCCAGGAGAGGACAGUGUGACCCGGGAGGAAGUAGAGCCUGAGGAGGCUGAAGAAGGCAUCUCUGAGAAGCCCUGCCCAGCUGACACAGAGGUGGUGGAAGACUCCUUGAGGCAGCGUAAAAGUCAGCAUGCUGACAAGGGACUGUAGAUUUAAUGACACGUUUUCAAGAAUACACACCAAAACAAUAUGUCAGCUUUCCUCUGGCCUGCAGUUUGUACCAAAUCCUUAAUUUUUCCUGAAUGAGCAAGCUUCUCUCUUAAAAGAUGCUCUCUAGUCAUUUGGUCUCAUGGCAGUAAGCCUCGUGUAUACUAAGGAGAGUCUUUCAGGUGUGACAAUCAGGAUAUAGAAAAACAAACGUAAUGUUGGGAUCUGUUUGUGGACUGGGAUGGUAACAAGUUCAUUUACUUGGGGGUCAGAGAGUCUUGACCAGAGGAGGCCACUUCCAGCCCUAAUUAGCACCUUCUAGAGACAAGGCUGCAGGCCCUGUGAAAUGAAAGCCAAGCAGGAGCCUUGGCUCCUGAGCAUCCUCAAAAGUGUAGCGUAGAAGCCUUGCUUCCUUUUCUUGUGUAAAGUAUUUAUUUUUCUCAAAUUGCAAGAAACAUCUGGCACCACAGUGCAUGAAAAAUCUUUUACAGCUAGAAAUUGAAAGGGUCUUAGGUAUAGAGAGCAGCUCAGAAGUCAUCCCAGCUGUCUGAAUCUCUUGUGUUUUAUUUCUUACCUAUAAUUUUUCCAUCUUUUCCACCAUGGGCAUUCAGGCUCUCCACACUCUUCACAAUUAUCUCUUGGUCAGAGGACUCCAGUAGCAGCCAGGUUUACAUGAACUGUGUUUGUUUAUUCUGACCUAAGGGUUUAGAUAAUCAGUAUCCAUAACCCAUGAAGCCGUGACUGCCAAACAUCUCAAAUGAAAUGUAACCAUCAGAGACUCAAAAGGAAGUAAGGAUUUUACAAGACAGAUUAAAAAAAAAUUGUUUUGUCCAAAAUAUAGUAGUAGUAGUUGUUGUUGUUUUUAAGUUUUCUUAGCAAUAUUUUUCAAGCCAGAAGUCCUCUAAGUCUUGCCAGUACAAAGUAGUCUUGUGAAGAAAAGUUGAAUAUUGUUUUGUUUUGUUUUCAUCUCAAGGUGUUCCCUGGGUCUUGAACUACUGUAAUAAUAACUAAAAAACCACUUCUGAUUUUCCUUCGGUGAUGUGCUUUUGGUGAAAGAAUUAAUGAAUUCCAGUACCUGAAAGUGAAAGAUUUGAUUUUGUUUCCAUCUUCUGUAAUCUUCCAAAGAUUAUAUCUUUGUAAAUCUCUCAAUACUCAGUCUACUUUAAGUACCCAGGGAGGCUAAUUUCUUUUGAAAAAAAUCUGUCCAUCUACUUCUCUCUUACCUGAUUUAUGUGUUAGAAUAAAUUCAUGAAAUUAGAUUCCAAGCAUAUGAAAGAUGCCUAAAGUUGAUUCUAUGCCCCUUGGAUCCAGGCAGAAUAAUGAGUACAGGUAUAAGAAAUUCUAAAAGUUUCUGUCAUCUUUAGAAAGGAACAUGCAGUAUAUUUCUAUCUGGCUGUUUAGAUAACCCUUUCCUUGUAUUAACUGCGAGCACGGAGCUCACUGUGGGGGAGGUUCUGAAACUCUGCCCUCCAGUGGUUGAAUGAGGAUGUUGCAAGACUUGCACAAAGGAGGUGGUUCUUCUGACAGCAUCAAUUUUUAGAGAUGGCUCUUUUUCAUCUUUCCAAUUCAGUUACUUGACAGUCUUCUUCCCCAGUAUGGUGAAGUUUGUUAAGAGUCACCAGUAACUGUGCUUUUCAGACAGUAGUGCAGCUUCAAGUUCAAGGCCAUCCCUGGGCUGAUGGGCUGGGAGAACCUUACCAUGUGCCUGCCUAUUUCCUGCCGCCUUAGUCACUGCCCAUUUCCUGCCCCCUUGGUCGCUGACACACCUUCACCCAAAGUGCCAUGGUUCUGAUGGUGGCGGUUCCAUCUCCCUGACAUCAGGAAGCUUUUCUGGAUCAGAGCAGAGCAGGGCCUGCCUGCCCUCGUGUCACUGGAUUUCUUUCUCUUAUAAUUAGCUGAAACAGAGUGUUCAAAGAACAGUAAACUCAGGUUCAGAGGUAUUAUGGAAUAAGAAUGAUUUUAUAGUUUGGCUUUUCUAUAUAAUGCCUCCCCCUCAAACUGAAAUAUUCAUUUUUUCAGUGGAGUAUUUGACUAGAGGGGAGGAAGGGCAGAAAUACAGUCUACACUGGCUUUUAAAAAUGUAAAGCCAGUUUCCAACUGAACCCCAAAUAGUACAGGUUGAACAUUCCUGAUCCAACAAUCCAAAACCCCAAAUGCUCCAAAAUCUUAAACUUUUUGAGUUUCAACAAUUUGUCAGAAGUAGAAAACUUUACACCUGACCUCAUUUGACAGGUGGCAGUUACAGUGCAAUCAAAACUUUGUUCCAUGCACAAGAUUCUUAAAAAUAUUGGUUAAAAUUACCUUCAAGCUGUGUUAUAUAAGGUGUAUAUAAAAAAUAAAUGAAUUUUGUGUUUAGACUUGGGUGUACUCCCAAGAUACCUCCUUAUAUAUAUACAAAAAUCCCCAAAUCCAAAAAUAUUUGAAACACUUCUGGUCCCACACAUUUUGGAUAAGGGAUAUUUGACCAAUAUCUGAUUAUAUAAUAAGAAAAAUAUAUUUUCUUUUUUUUUUUUUUUUUUUUUUUUUGAGAUGGAGUUUCACUCUUGUUGCCUAGGCUGCAAUGGCACAAUCUUGGCUUACUGCAGCCUCCACCUCCCUAGUUCAAGGGAUUCUCCUGCCCCAGCCUCCCAGGUAGCUGGGAUUACAGGCAUGCGCCACUGUGCCUGGCUAAUCUUGUAUUUUUAAUAGAGAUGAGGUUUCGCCAUGUUGGUCAGACUGGUCUUGAACUCCUGACCUCAGGUGAUCCAUCCGCCUCAGCCUCCCAAAAUGCUGGGAUUACAGGCGUGAGCCACCACGCCUGGCAGAAAAUGUAUUUUCUUGCUCAGCAGUACUUUAAAAAAAAAAAUUGAAGGGUGAGGAAAAAACAUCUUGGAGAAGAGGACCCAUUAAAACUUUAAAUAUCUAUGGGAACCAUUUUUCCUGAUUUUCCCUUUUUUAACAUCAUGGCAAAGAUGGGUUUUUUCCCAAGUGACGUGAUAAGUAUAACUAAUUUAAUGUCUUUCCACUUGAAUAUUUUAGGUUUGUUUUCAAUACUUAAUGAAUGUAAAACUAAAGAAGAAAAGUCAACCUAAAAUAAUUUAAGCUUAAAAUUAUAUGAACAUUUCUAUAAGAGUUUGUGGGUUUUUUCUGUAGAUAAUAUAUUUGAUCCAGAACUCAAGUGCAUGGAAACAUGAUUUUGAUUUUUAAAAUCUAAAAAAAAAAAUUAAAAUCAUGCUUCCCUCUAUUGCAAUACCAGUUAUUUAGUCACAGAAUGGUAUUUUAUGUAAAUUAAAAUUAGGUGAAUGCAAUGCAGGUAACUGGUUUUGGAAUGGGAAUGUGCAGUGCUUUAUGUUUGGGGAGUUGGAGCAGGGUGCCUCUUCCUCAAUUAAAAGGAAAGUUUGAAACUUCUGAUUACCUUUAUGUUGGUUUCUCUUAUUAUUUAUCUCUUGCUAGAUCUGCUAAAUCAACCCAGCUUGCUCAGAGAUCUCAUACUGAAGCACCAUACAGGCAAUCCACAUCUUUCUUUCCCUUUGAAGUAUAGUCAUUGGAUGGGAUGAGGUGCGGGCCUGUUGGGUUCACAGGGCCUUGCACUGCAUGGGCACAUACUUACAAGCUCAUCUUGUGCAUAGAAUCCCUGUCUGUUAGCCACAGGCCUCUUUAACUGUAUACAUUCAAAAUAACUACUAUAGUAGAAAAUAGAUAAGCUUCAGCUGAGUUGGCUUUUGAUCGUGGAAAAAGCCAAAAUUUGACUUUUUAUGGCCAAAAUUCCUUGUUGACAGCUGUGAUAUCCUGAUAUGAUUUGGGAAUAUAUCAGUCUACAGAACCUGCAUCCUGUAAAAACACCUAUGGGGUAGAUGAUAAAAGUCAUUUUUAAGGCAAGUACUUACCAUGUGACUUUUUAUUACCAAAUGUAUCAGUAGUGGAGCUGGUAUGUUGUUUUAUAGGAUGGAAACAUUAAAAGUCCAGAGAAAAAUAAAUUUUAAGAAAAGGUGGAAAAGCUAGGGUAAACCGGAGAUUUCAGCAUAAAAUCUUUAGUAUGAAGUGAGAGAAAGAAGAGGGAGAUUGGUUGUCUUGCUCGUGUCAAUAGGCUAUCUGUCUUUCAUCUUGGUGUUGCAGUGUUACUUCUGUCAGUUAAAUUAUAAAUAUGUGGUUGACCCAUCCUGUCAGAUGUACCAGCAUUUUUGGAAGAAUUCAUUCAAAUCUCUUAUGCCAACAGAAAAGUUCCUUCUUGUGUAAUAUCUCUUUACCUCAGUCCUACACUUUGAUUCUCUGGAGGAGAUUUUAGCUUGUCUUAAAAAGCCAAAUUUGGAGUCAUCAAGCCUGCUGAACCUGAUGGGGCAGCUUUUUGAACAGCUUUCCGGAAGCAAGAGCUUCAGUUGAAAAGCCCUUUGAUCGCUUCAGCCCAGGACAUGGCCUUCACAUGGCUUAUUCUCAGUAAAGCUUUAUGUAGACUGUGACGCUAUAUAUGUGUGACUCAUACAACUUUGACGUGUUUCUGAAGUAGUUUAAUCAUAUUUGUUAUUAGCCUGUUUGUGGAAAUGCAAUUUUUAUACUAAAAACAUUGCUUAUUUGCAAUGCGGUAUGUUAUAAAUGUGUUGUUUCUAUUAUUUGUAUUAGUCUUAGCCUAAUGAACCUAAUUAUUUUUCUUUCUGUAUUUUUUGCCUCCUUAAAUAGCAUCUGCAGCAAUUGGAAUGAGAAAUCCAGAUACGUGUUUCAAGUAGUACAUUGCCUGAAUCACAAAUCACUUGAUCACAGUGUUGUAUAUAAUCCCCGAUCCUAUUUGUUUCAUUUUAUUGUAAAUUCCCAUUUGCAUCAAAACCUAAUGAUAGUGAUUAAUAAGUAAAAACAAAUGGUGUAUUGCUUUUCAUACAAGUGUUUUCACAAAAACCAUUUGCCUAGGCAGCAAAAAAUAUUAAUUUGUUAAAAAAAA